Messenger RNA from Xyrauchen texanus (razorback sucker), 2454 nucleotides. RefSeq names its product CDC-like kinase 4b (gene clk4b). Gene Ontology annotation, molecular function: protein tyrosine kinase activity; ATP binding. The transcript is spliced from 12 exons. Bases 794 to 2281 code for a protein of 495 amino acids. NCBI's taxonomy places the organism in Eukaryota, Metazoa, Chordata, Actinopteri, Cypriniformes, Catostomidae. Gene Ontology annotation, cellular component: nucleus. Gene Ontology annotation, biological process: regulation of RNA splicing; protein phosphorylation. The record is from RefSeq and is a predicted model, not a curated record.
GAAGUCAUAACAGUUGUGAAGCUCAGCGGAAAGCGCAGCGUCUUAUUUCACGAGCUGAAUAUACGGGUGAAAGGUGAGUGUAUUUUAAGUUUAAAUAUGUAACAUAAAACUUUCUUUUACAUGUUUUCAUUUGCUCAAGGUGACAGUAAACUGUGGUGGGUGACAUAUAAUGCAUGUUUGUGUGGAAGCUAACCCACUACCCCCAAAAAACGCUUAUGAUUUAAAGCGUUGCGUUUUACAUAUUACCCGACUGUUUACAUCUUUACGUAACUUUUAUUGUGACAAUUCUAUAUGCAAUCAGAAAAUCGGCCAGUCGGAUUAGUAGGUUUGUUUAUUUGAGACAGAAGGGCGGUGGCUAACUCGCUAGAUCUUUGUUAACAGACGAAUGUAAACAAACAUUGAAAACUCGCGCGCCUCAUGUGUACUGAUGUGAGACUUUACAGACAUCACCAGCACUCAUUAUCUCAUCGGUACAUCACCUGCACAUUUAUUGAAGAACAUUGCGUUCAAGAUUCUGGGAUGAGUACUAUGCCCAACCUUAAUAUAGAGAUAACUAACCAUAAAUUGAUAUGUUCCCUGCAAUUAUGCAAUGCAAUAUCCGUUAACACGUAUUUACUGCAUGGUAUACUGUCCAACUCCGUUCUAACGUGUCAAAACAACUGUAAAGCUGCUGUGAGUUUGACAUUUAAUCAGAUGUGAAGUAGAGAGCUGGCAUCAACUCGGCUGUAUUGAAUUAUACAGCUCAGCGGGUGUAGGGAAUGUUCAUGGAUACUGUUUCCUUGUCGUAAUUUUUAUGACUUGGAGCUUUUUUCUAUAUUGGCUGUGUGGUGAGAUGCUUCGAUCUAAGCGUAUGCGCUCGCCGAAUGGCUGGAUUGCGGAGUAUAGCUGGGAGGAGAGAGUGGAGGUGCACAAAAGGCCGAGGUGCAGCUCCCGGAGCGGGGAAAGAGAGAGUCUGCUUGGACUGCAUCAUCACUACAAAACUUACGAGAGGUGUCACAUAAGCACAAAGAGGCUGGAGUGCUGUGAGCGCAAGGCCAGAGAGGCCAGUCCGGAGCAUGGUGAUAAUGGAGGCAAAAUGGAGCAGGUCAAGGAGACCGAGAGGGAGAAGAAUAGGUACCACUACAGCAAGUCGUCCGGACGCAGUGGGCGGAGUCGGCGCAGCAGUAGAGAACGCCAGCGAUCAUGCCAUCGCAGCCCCUGCUCAGACUCGAGAAGUCAUCACAGGAAAAGAACCAAGAGUAUUGAGGAUGAUGAGGAGGGUCACCUGGUCUAUCACAAUGGAGACAUGCUAAGAACAAGAUAUGAGAUUGUAAGCACCCUGGGUGAAGGAGCCUUUGGAAAAGUGGUGGAGUGCCUUGAUCAUUCAAAAGGUGCAGCUAGAGUGGCACUGAAGAUCAUAAAAAAUAUUGAGCGCUAUCGGGAGGCAGCCAUGACAGAAGUAGAUGUGCUUGAGCGGAUAAACUCGCUUGAUGGCGAUAAGAGAUUUGCCUGUGUUCGGAUGCUGGAUUGGUUUGAUCACCAUGGUCACAUCUGCAUAGUGUUUGAGCUGCUGGGACUGAGCACAUAUGACUUUCUUAAAGAGAAUGGAUUCAUGCCCUUCUCAGUGGACCAGAUCAGAUGCAUGGCAGAUCAGAUCUUUAAAGCUGUACACUUUUUGCAUCAAAAUAAACUGACGCACACUGACCUUAAGCCUGAAAAUAUUCUCUUUGUGAACUCCACGUAUGACAUGGAAUAUAACUACAAGAUGAGGCGAGAUGAGAGGACCUUGAAGAGGUUGGAUGUCAAAGUGGUAGACUUUGGUAAUGCUACAUAUGACCACGAGCAUCACACCUCUGUCGUGUCAACUCGCCACUACAGAGCCCCUGAAGUUAUUUUAGAACUGGGCUGGAACCACUCAUGUGAUGUGUGGAGUUUGGGCUGUAUUCUGAUUGAGUUCUAUCUAGGAUUAACAUUGUUUCAGACUCAUGACAGUAAGGAGCAUCUUGCCAUGAUGGAGAGGGUUCUAGGCCCCAUACCUACUCACUUACUCCAGAAAACCAGGAAGCAACGGUACGUGCAUCAUGAUAAACUGGACUGGGAUGAACUCGGCUCGGCUGGGAGAUACGUGAGGAAACACUGUAAACCUCUAAGGCAAUACAUGUCCUCUAAAACCCCCGAGCACGAGCUGUUGUUUGACCUGCUUCAGAAGAUGAUGGAGUAUGACUCAUUGAAACGGAUCACCCUGGAACAAGCCAUCGGACAUCCUUUCUUCAACCCGUUAAGAAAAAUUAGGAGAAAUUGACUUUGAAGGGGACACUUGAACAUUACUGCUCCCAGGGAGACCUAAUGCUGACUGUAUCAGUCAGCUUAAAGACUGCCUACUUCAUGUCCUCUGUCUGUGUUUUUAUUGUCUGUUUGAAUAUACAGCCCAAAUUCCUGUUUAUUUUUUGGUAAAAUAAACUUGAAUGCUUUGAA